GGGAUAAUUUCCCAACAUCCAGUCACCAAAGUCAUUCACAUAGGGCUCCAUGUACAGUAUUUAAGUGUGUGUGUUGUGUACUGUAUAAGUAAGUCAGCAGAUUGAGGCGGCAGCCAAAAAGUGUUUUUAUCAUUAAACAUUGAUUAUUAGAGUCACUGCAACAGCAAUAAUCAAAAUCUUUCAAAGACAGUGCAUAUUCACAAGUGACCCAUUUUCCCCAAAUUCUUCUGUUUUAUUAUUCAUUUGUGGUAUCUUCUGAAUACUUCCUUUUGUUUUUGUAUUUACAAUUUCUGCCGAAACCUUUGUUCAAGUUCACUCCGAUUUAAUCAGGGUGCAGAUGUUGCUUUUUUGAUCUUCCCGUCUGAUCUGCUGAGGCGAGACAAAUAAUUUUUGCUGCAUCCCUACUUUAAUACACAGCGGAUCCACUCAGCUUUAUUUAUUUUUUAGUGGAUGUAUUUGUUGUUGGAGAAGUAGUGUUGAAUGUGGCAGCUGGGUAAGGCAUUGUCUCCAGAGGCGCGGCUAAUCUGGAUAUGGGAUUAAGAUAACGUAGUAGGUCGGUGUAAAGAUUUGCAUUAUUAGUUUUUAUCAAGACGUAAAUAAAUGGGCGCGUCGUAAAAACGUCCCGUUAAUCGAGAGCGGGUAGAAAAGAGUGCUAGCGCGCCCCCUUGCGUCCAGAGUGAAACUUAACAGUUGAAGGGGUUUUUUCAAGGAAAAAAAAGUCUACGAUUUAAGCGUUUCAAGCAAACUGAACCAUCUGUGGGUUCAAUAAAAAAGUGAAAGACAGUCUACAUUCAGUGUGAACCAAAUAUCUGUUAUUCUGACUUAUUCCAGUUUUGCUAAAGGGAUCGGUGUGCGGCUCGGAUAAACCGGAUACGUGAACAUUAUACUGCAGUUCCUGGGUUGAUCGUAACUUCUCCGAGGUUUAAAUUAAAAUAUUGCGAACAUUUUCAGAAUUGUGUCAGCGCGCGUUAGUAACAUUCUACUUUUUGAGCUACGGCUUUGGUGCACAUUUUUGUAAUGCGCAAUUACUUAUGCGUCCUAUUUGACCACUGUGUGUUUGUUUGAAGCGACUGCGUCUUUUGUUCAAGCUGCAUGCACAUGAUAAGUGAAUGUUCCCAUUUUCAAGUCAGUUCAAUCAGUGGAAGGUUUUUAGGGUGCUGAGCCUAUAACCAAUGAACGAAGCAACCCUGGACUGGACAUCAGUCCCCUGCAGAAUGCAUUUUGAAUGAACUUGUCGGCUAAGGCAAAUGUAUUUCGAUUUCACGACCUUUCGGUAUUCGACUUGAUUCUUACUUAAACUGGAACAAACGUAUUAAGAGCGGUUUGUAAAUCAAGAAAUGUACACAUCGAUUCCAGUGUCAAAUCAAUAACGGCAGUGACAGUUUUGGAAAUGUUUUUGGAUAGUGCUGCGAUUCAUCUUUCUUAUUCCCAAAGCGAAUUCAUACGUUAAAUUAAAUUCACGUCAGCUAAUGUAAAGCGAGAGCCAUUAGCCAGACUGAGCUACUUAAGUGGCCACUGGCUCCUUUAACACGAAGCGGCGCCUUGGAUCGCCCCUGUGUGGUGUCGGAGAGAAUUGCACGAUGCUGUCUGCGAAACACUGUACUAGAAAGUAAUAACGGUCUGAAUGUGGACCUUUUCAAUACGUUUCAUCCACGUCGCUAAUAAGAAAUGAAAGCAAAUAUCGUCAAUCCUUUCUAAAUAAGUCUUCAAACUACAAAAAUUAUUCACACCAGUUUUCUUUUUGUUAUUGUUUAGACAUACGGACGCGCUUAUUAUAAAGAAAACUGCAUGGAACUGUUACGAUGACAAUUUGAUCAUCUUGUCUUUUAUAAGAUGCUACCUUACAAGGCAGCCAUAGCGUUAAACUUGGAGACGGCAGGAGUGUUGAUAAUAGUUUUACUAUUUCUUUCUUUUUUUCAGUCAUCCGUCCAUUUUUAGAACCCACUUAAUUCCACUCUAUUUUUAGGGUCGCGUGUCUGCAGCCCGAUCUAAAUGAUCGCCGGGAUCACGGUGAUUCGGCUGCGCUGCAGUUUGUUUAUUCUCAUUAGAAGUAAUUUUUAUUUUAGUAGCAGUGUCGAUGGAACCCAUUUUAGUAAUUAUAAUAAUAGUAGGUAUAAUAAUGUGUGUGAUGAUGAGGAUGAUGACACCCACAAUAUUUAGAGCAAAGAUCCAGUCUGAUCAAAACAUGUAUCUCUUAAUUGCUUCCUACAACUAAAUCCCUAUAGACUGGGAGUGAUCUGCAUAACCAACCCUUUUUCUAAAGGCGGGGUUCUUUCUUUCUUUCUUUCUUUCUUUCUUUCUUUCUUUCUAUAAGUAACGCAUCGAAUGAAAUAAUCCACACUUUGCUAUAGUAAUCAAACACAAACUUUGUUAUAAUAAUCAAAGGUGUGCGUAAUAAAUUACAAGUGAACUGCGAGUCAUCGCUUCCUUUACAGCGUUAAUUCUUCUCUUUGAGCUGAAAUCAACAGAAAACGUACAGGGAUCCCGAAAAUCAGAAGCAGAUGCUAGUAUAACGUAUAGCAUUCGGGUUGCAGAACUACAUACACCAUUACUGUGUUCCUAAAUCAUAACACUCGUGAGAACAUAAGAACGCUUAACAGGUUUGCCGGGUGUGUCACCGACUCUCCCCUGUUCGUACCCUAGAUGCGCAUCUGAAGUCCCACUGUAUGGCAGGUGCGUGCGCUGUGUCAUUAUCUCUCUUCACGCUCCCUCUUUGCAGUUUCCACCGACACGCAGUCAAAGCGCGUGCUGCUUCAGUCUCAGAAAAAAAAGUGACUGUGCGCCAAACGUUUAAGUGUUCGACACCCGCAUCACUCUAGUUUCGCAUUUCCAUCCACGCAGGCACACAAGAGUGCCGUAUGUGUCAGUGUACACUCUGCUCAUCGUGAUCCAGCCCCGCGCUCCCAGUGACUUGGGUGGCAUGGUGUCCUCGCUCUUCACUCCAGAUCCACAUCUACAUCUGCCGUAACGGAUCACAGUGGCACGCUCUGUUGUUGUCCAUUCUACACCGUGUCCUGCGUACAUGUGCAGCGCGUGCUUUCUGUCUUUUGCUCUAUAUUUCCGCAUUUUGUGCUUUAUUGCCAAACAGGAGUUAUUGUAGAAUUUGUUUCUGUCAUUACUCUGCAUUUCCAUUUGAGAUCCGGCUCCGUAUUUCAGGGCACGGUGCUCCGGGUUUUGCGAGGCGCUGUUCUUGAAACCUUCUUUGAUUUUUUUUCCCCUCUAAGGAUGGUUGCGUCGCGGAUUGGUUGGUCGAAGUGGGACUCGGGAGAGAGAGCUGGAAGGCGAGAUCUCUGACUCUGUGCGUCUCCUCGAUUCUCCCUCUCUCGUUCUGUGUCUCUUUUUUUCCGUCUUCGUGUUUACACACCUUGGCAUUGUUGAAGUGGAGCGGUGCGCCGGGAGGAUGCCGGGGCGCAGAUAACAGCGGAGCUGGAGCGUUGCGCACACUGGCGACUGGGCGCUUUCCCUCUCACUUUGUGUAUUUUCUCCUGACUUUGCGAUGCUUCACUGACAGACGCAACUUUGCGUUUUUAAAGCGAGGACAGCUUUAGACCCUUGAGAGCUAAGGAAGUUUGGCUGAUCAUAACACUUUUUUUGAUUUUUCAUUCUCAUUUUUCGUUUAUUCCAUUUUUUUGGAAAGGACAUAGAAGUAAGGUUUAUUUUGAUCCUGAAACAUUUGUUUUUGUGUUCCGUUCACUUAGUCCCUAAUAAGAUUUGCCUCUUCUUUAAACGCACAUUCAGCCGCACAAGUCGGCAUCUGUUUGUACAAACGAGGCAAUUAUCGCGGCAUCAUUCUGUAUUGUUAUUACUGCUCACGGGUCCCCAAGCAAGCACUCUCUUCCCAGGCACUUCGUUUUAAAGGAUCGGUUUAUUGUUUAUUUAUUUAUUUAAUCUACAAAAAACAACUUGCACGUUUAUUUAAACGAAGAGCUUCGGACGUUUGGCAGCGGAGGUGGAAGGAGGAACUGUCCAGGACCCCGGGGCCCGGAGAGUGGCAUAGCCGGGGAGCGAUGCGCACGUCUCGGAUACAGGGCUCCGCGGCGCUCCGUCUCCUGCUGACUUCACUAUGCGCUUGGAGCUUGUCGGAUGCAGGUACUGAUUAUAGCGACCUUCUUCCUGAUUCAUUCCCCUCCGCCCCUGCUGAGCCUCUCCCUGUGUUCCAACAAGAGCCAGAAGAUGCCUACAUUGUGAAAAAUAAGCCAGUGCAGCUACGCUGUAGGGCCACUCCAGCCACCCAGAUUUACUUCAAGUGUAAUGGUGAUUGGGUGAACCAGAAUGACCACAUCACCAAGGAGAGCCUGGAUGUCAUCACAGGUCUUGUGGUUCGUGAGGUGGACAUUGAGGUCUCCCGGACACAUGUGGAGGAACUGUUUGGACUGGAAGAUUACUGGUGCCAGUGUGUGGCUUGGAGCUCAGCUGGAACUACCAAGAGUAGGAGAGCCUAUGUCCGCAUUGCCUACCUCCGGAAGAAUUUUGAACAGGAGCCUUUAGGGAAGGAGGUGCGCCUCGAACAUGAAGUUCUGCUUCAGUGUCGACCCCCAGAGGGCAUCCCGGCAUCCGAGGUGGAAUGGCUGAAGAAUGAAGAUCCCAUUGACCCGGCUAUGGACUCCAAUUUCCUGAUCACUAUUGACCACAACCUGAUUAUCAAGCAAGCACGGCUCUCCGACACUGCAAACUACACCUGUGUGGCCAAAAAUAUUGUAGCGAAGCGACGCAGCACUACUGCCACCGUCAUUGUAUAUGUGAACGGUGGAUGGUCCACUUGGACGGAGUGGUCCCCGUGCAACACCCGCUGUGGACGAGGCUGGCAAAAAAGGACCCGGACUUGCACAAACCCUGCUCCCCUAAAUGGAGGCUCCUUCUGUGAGGGUCUUCCAUAUCAAAGGAUUGCCUGUGCCACCAUGUGUCCAGUUGAUGGUGGCUGGACUGAGUGGACUAAGUGGUCGGCCUGCGGCACGGAGUGCACACACUGGCGCAGUCGGGAGUGCCAGGCACCAGCACCCAAAAAUGGGGGCAAAGACUGCAGCGGUCUGCUCCUGGAGUCCAAGAACUGCACUGGUGGGCUGUGUAUGCAGAAUAAAGUUUUUAAUGAACCUAUUAACCAUCGCUUGGAAUCCACUGGUGACGUAGCACUGUACGCCGGCCUGGUGGUGGCUCUUUUUGUAUUCUUAGUGAUUGUGAUGGCGGUUGGUGUGGUAAUUUAUCGACGGACUUGCCGCAAUUUUGAAACCGACAUCACAGACUCCUCUGCAGCCCUCACAGGCAGCUUUCAUCCAAUCAACUUUAAACCACGGCACGACAACUCUCACCUCCUGAACACCUCUCUCCAGCCAGAUCUAACAGCUAAUGCAGGACUGUACCGAGGGCCUAUGUUCUCACUGCAGGAUUCAGGGGACAAGAUUCCUAUGACCACCUCACCCUUGCUAGAUCCCCUGCCCAACCUGAAGAUAAAGGUCUACAAUUCAUCAACAGUGUCUUCUCUGGGACUGCCCAAUGGUGACCAGGUCGGCGAAUUUUAUGGUCAAGCAGCUGGCACCUACCCAGGUGGGGGAAUCAAUAGCAAUCAGGUUCGGGACAGUGAAAUCAUGAACAUCAAGAACAAGGCACUUAAUUCAUCCCACGCCCCACCCAGGGAAACCACCACCACCGUGAGUGGGACAUUUGGGUGCUUAGGAGGCCGACUUUCUAUCCCUAACACAGGUGUAAGUCUCAUGGUGCCUCAGGGUACCAUUCCUCAGGGCAAGUUUUAUGAGAUGUACCUCAUCAUCAAUAAGCAUGAUAGCACUACGCUACCCUCGGAGGGCACGCAAACACUUCUCAGCCCCAUGGUGACAUGUGGCCCCACUGGGAUGUUGCUUUGUCGUCCAGUUGUCCUCUCCCUACCACAUUGUGCUGAUCUGGCCUCCUCAGACUGGAUGGUGAAGCUGAAGACACAGUCCCACCAAGGCAAUUGGGAAGAGGUGGUAACUCUGGAUGAGGAGACACUCAGCACACCCUGCUACUGCCAUCUUGAAGCUCAGUCCUGUCAUAUCCUCUUGGACCAGCUGGGCACUUACAGUCUAGUUGGGGAGUCUUACUCGAGUGCUGCUCUCAAGCGUCUCCAGCUAGCGAUCUUUGCUCCCAUAAAGUGCUCUUCACUGGAGUACAGCCUCAAGGUUUACUGCAUCGAGGACACGCCGGAUGCACUGAAGGAAAUCCUUGAGGUAGAGAAGACCCUUGGUGGCUACCUGCUUGAAGAGCCGAAGCCUCUGUUUUUUAAGGACAGUUACCAUAACCUAAGGCUCUCCAUUCAUGAUAUCCCACACUCCUUGUGGAGGAGUAAAUUACUUGCCAAGUAUCAGGAGAUUCCUUUCUAUCAUAUUUGGAGCGGCAGUCACCGUGCACUACAUUGCAUCUUCAACUUGGAGAGGCUCAGUCCAGCCACCAUGGAACUCGCCUGUAAGAUAUGUGUACGGCAGGUGGAGGGUGAAGGUCAAAUCCUGCAGGUUAAUGCGCUCAUUCAGGAGAAUGUUAUACCAUUUGACCCCUUCCCAGCACUACGGGGUCCCAAUUCCUCCACUCAGGUGGGCCCAUAUGCCUUCCGUUUGCCAUCAUCAAUCCGUCAGAAGAUCUGUACCAGUUUAGACGCUCCCAGCACCCGCAGCAAUGACUGGAGAAUUCUGGCCCACAAGCUUGGCUUUGACAGAUACCUGAACUACUUUGCCACCAAGUCUAGCCCGACAGGAGUGCUGCUGGAUCUCUGGGAGGCUUGCCACCAUGAAGAUGCAGACCUCAAUUCGCUGGCCACCGCCCUGGAGGAGAUGGGAAAGAGUGAAGUUUUGGUGGUUAUGACAAGUGAAGGAGACUGCUAACUAGGCAGACCUAGACCCACACUCCCCAAAAACCAGGCCCCCACUUAGAGGUGCAACCAGCACCCUGCAGUCAGGAUGCACGCUGCGACAUGGAAGUCACAAUGCAAAUAGUUGUGUCUAGCUGCCUUCUGGUGGUCUAGGAGACCACACCAGUGAUGAUGGUGUUGUGAAGAGCAUGUGGUCAGGUAUCACAGCAAUCCGCAUCUCAUAAUGAAAUGUUGCAGUUGAUGGAUUCACCUCUGCUCCCUUGUUUGAUCCGUUUUGCAGGCCUUGCCGGCUUCUCAAACUGGGAGACUAACACCGAACAGUUGCCUUAGAUUCAUCAUUCAGUCCUCAACAGUAGAUCAUCGUGUCAAUCCAGUAAGCCACUUCAAUUGACUUUCAGAAAAAGCAAAGGCAAGAAUGGGAGGAUGGAAGGGGGGAGGUGAUGGUUUGGAGUGGGAGGUUUUGGUGGUGGUGAUGAAAAUGCGAACUAUUACAUGAGAAGUUUGAGGGGUACAGUCCUUCAUUCCCACCCUGGACCAACAAAAGGCCUUGCUUUUGACUUUUUUUAGUAAUAUUUGCCAUGAUUGAAAGCAGGAGGAGUGUUGGAGUGACACAGUUGGAUUAGAUGGGCUUUAUGUGUCAGCUCUGAUCUCCUUACUUCCUGGGUCGGGGUGGGGAGAAUGUGAUGUGAGGGGAACAAAUAAUUGAAUAGCUCUUGGAAAGCAGUAGCAUGCUACAUAUGGUCACUAAGCCUGGAAAUCAAACGACCAUUCACUAGCCAGGUCCAAUCCCCCUGCCUCCUUGUGCUUUCCACCAACAACACGCUUGGCUGACUGCCUACUCUGGAAGGUGCUGCAUUUCUGUUAAAAAAAAAAAAACAAACAAACAAA
Polypterus senegalus (gray bichir) is the source of this 7723-nucleotide messenger RNA. It is a transcript of the gene unc5b, whose product is annotated as unc-5 netrin receptor B. The record is from RefSeq and is a predicted model, not a curated record. Lineage: Eukaryota; Metazoa; Chordata; Cladistia; Polypteriformes; Polypteridae. The transcript is spliced from 17 exons. Gene Ontology annotation, molecular function: netrin receptor activity; protein binding. Gene Ontology annotation, biological process: netrin-activated signaling pathway; anterior/posterior axon guidance. Bases 4008 to 6848 code for a protein of 946 amino acids. Gene Ontology annotation, cellular component: membrane.